AUGAAACGUAAAGUUAAACCGACCGGCCAUCGUUGUUCCCUUCCCGGGGCACUACGUGCGGAUGGCUCCGAAACACACCUUCCGCCGAUACUCCCAGGUACCUCACUUUCCACUCGCUUUUUUCGGUAUCUUCGAACGCUGUUGCUCGUGUCACCAACGCACCCGGAAACAUGCACCUACUACCGCAGCCGUACGAAGAUUUCGGCCGAGAACGAACGGCUCGUGUGUGAUUUGCCCCCGUUUAUCGUACAUCCUUUUAGCCGCUUCCGGCAAUGCUGGGAGGCUGUGAUCUACUGUGUUCUGACGCUGCAUCUACUUCUGCUGGCUUUUACUUUCGCCUUCGCACCUCAUCUUGCUCCUGGAAUACUCGGAGGACUGCAGUUAAUCGAUGUAGGAUUCUGCAUGGUAUUGGGGAUAGAAUUUGUGCUGAAGCUGGUUACGGGAUACGUUGCUGAGGACGGCGUGGUGGUGCUAGAUCCCGGUCAGAUCGUUCGCUACCGUUUACGCUGGUGGAACGUGGCAAAUCGACUUCUGCUCAUCGUACCGUACGUCGUUCUGCUGGAUGAACUGGUUCGUGCUUUUUACCAGGAUGCUGCACUGGUGUAUCUGGCGUUAGUGGUCUACCUGUAUCUGCUGUGCAUCUGGCGCUUUAGGACGGUUGGGUGGUACUUCCGAAGCAUCGCACAAGGCAUGUUUGGUACAUCUGGAAGGCAGCUGAGCUUCAUCGAACCCAUUCUGGAUUCGCUGUACGUGCUUCACUGGACCACUUGCCUUGUGUACAUAGUUCCUUUGCUGACCGUGUCUCUGCUUGGUGGGAGUCUUUCUGGGGCCAACUUCCUCGUAGACAUCCUGUGGACGCACGAUCAUCAGCGCGAUACCAUCCACUAUCCCAUCACGCAUCGAGCUAGAAUGCAGGCAGAUGAUUUCAAGCACUUUUUACAGGAACACCCUGACGGUAUACAGGCGCAGUUCUUCGCUAUGAAACUGGAAGAUCUUGAACGUAAUGUGACGGUGCCCUACCGAUACCUGCGCGCCCUGAUGAUCACACUGAAGAUCAGCCUCCAGGGCGGCCACUCGCUGUCCGUGGGUAACCAUUUUCUGCACGAAUGGAUGCAAUCGCUGCUACUGCUUGGAGGCUGGAUCUGGUCCACUUACGUGCUAUUGCUGUUGAUUCGUUCACUCCAAACGGCCGAUGCCAGCGAUACCGGUUAUGAUGAAACGCUUAACGAAAUCGACGCUUUCUGCCAUACACAACGACACUCCGUUGUAACCAACCGCAAGAUGGCUCGCCACGUUGGAUGUCGUUUUCGAACCCGAUUUUUCGACGAGCGGCCUAUCCUGACACAUGCCACGGACAACGUGCGUCGACGUUUGCUAACGGAAAUCGGCGUGUUUCGGGCGUUUCUGACAAGGGCCGACGUGUUCCGCGACUUCCCACCAUUCCUUCUUGAAGAUAUCGCCGGUCGACUGCGUUUUGAGCUGAUGCUCGAGGAGGACAUCAUCGUAAAGGCUGGCUGUGGUGCUGGCUCGAUGUACUUUCUGGCCAGUGGAACAACUGCCGUUUACGCGCCGGAUGGAACCGAGUUGGGUCACCUGAUCGAUGGAGCCAACUUUGGGGCGAUCGGACUGUUUCGAGCUGGGGCUCUAAGAGCUGUGACCGUGGUGGCACUGGAGGUGUGCGAACUUUACAAACUAGACCGGUCGGAGUUCCUGCAAGUGAUGAAACCGCAUACGUAUCUCUUAGCACAACUAACGAAGCAAAUGGAACGUCGCAUUACUGAAGCCACUGAGCUGACGCUCGAGGAUCGUCUCUUUGAUACGUUCUUUUACUAG
Molecule: messenger RNA, 1833 nt
Organism: Anopheles coustani
Lineage: Eukaryota; Metazoa; Arthropoda; Insecta; Diptera; Culicidae
Exons: 1
Coding region: 1-1833 (610 amino acids)
Source: RefSeq, a predicted model, not a curated record